UACCUACUGUUCGUUUUGAUCCCUGAGAGCGGUCGGGCGUCGGGUGAGCGUUCGGUUCGGGCCAGUAAAGCGCUAGCUACCGGUGAGAACGCGUGGUCGUCGCGAUUUCUCUUAUAGUUUUCCGCGCGCUUUCAUCGUCUUUACAAUAAAGUUGAUACUUAAAGAAAUAAACCUGUAUUAAAAAUCAUUUUAAAAAUUGUAUUGAAAUAAAAUAACAUUUAUUCAGCAGUGAAAAAAAAAAACGUCGAUUAUGCUGAAAACGAAUAACAAUUGACUGGUACUGAAAAAGUUAAGGGAUUAAGUUGGUGUAAAAAAAAUUAGCAUGAUGAUGGCCAGUGCGAAGUUGGUCCGGGAGUGCAGCUCGGACCUGAGCUCCGACGUGCGCUCGCUGUCCAUGUCGUCCACGGAGGAGCACGACUCCACCACCACAGAGUCUGAGUUUUCUGAGGAGGAGAAGGAGUAUGAGCUGGAUGACCUACAAAUCCUUAAAACCAUUGGCACGGGUACAUUUGGACGGGUCUGCUUAUGUCGCGACAAGGCCGCGGACGAGUACUUGGCUAUGAAAAUCCUGUCCAUGGCAGACGUCAUUCGCUUGAAGCAAGUGGACCAUGUCAUGAACGAGAAGAACAUCCUCGCGGAGAUCAACCACCCAUUCAUAGUAAAUUUACGGUGGUGGACGCACGAUGACUCGUGUAUUUACAUGCUGUUCGACUACGUGUCUGGUGGAGAGCUGUUCACAUAUCUGAGGAGUGCAGGACGCUUUAGCAAUACUACUGGUAAUUUUUAUGCCGCGGAGAUAGUAUCGGCUUUGGAGUAUCUUCACGCGCGGAACAUCGUGUACCGCGAUCUGAAGCCCGAGAACCUGCUGCUGGCGAAGGAUGGGCAUUUGAAGAUCACGGACUUCGGGUUCGCGAAAAAGCUCACGGACCGGACGUGGACGCUCUGCGGCACUCCGGAAUAUUUGGCGCCGGAAAUCAUACAGAGUAAAGGACAUAAUAAGGCUGUGGAUUGGUGGGCGUUAGGUGUACUCAUUUACGAGAUGCUCGUUGGUUACCCGCCGUUCUACGAUGAGAACCCCUUCGGAAUCUACGAGAAAAUCCUCAACGGACGGGUGGAGUGGCCGCGGCACCUCGACCCUGUUGCGAAGGAUAUUAUAAAGAAACUACUCGUACAAGACAGAACUAAGAGACUUGGAAAUAUGAAGUGCGGUUCAGAAGAUGUAAAAAGACACAGAUGGUUCAAGAAUAUCGAUUGGGCCGAUGUGUUCAUGAAGAAAAUGCAGCCUCCCAUCAUGCCGACGGUGUCGUACGAGGGCGACACGUCCAACUUCGAUGAAUACACCGAGACGGACUGGAAGGCGGCGCGCGCGCUUGACCCUGACGAACUUAAACUCUUCGCGAACUUCUGAUCUCCUGCGCAUAAGCAGUCCAAUGGAAACUGUUAGAAUCCUUGUAGUUUUGGCUACCAUACAUAGGUAUAUUAACCCGAUAGUUCCAAACGGAAAUUGUAGAUUUUCGUUUCCUAAUAGGUUUUAUUAUAACUGUAGGUAGGUAUGUACUUAAUUUAAGAGCUUAAACAAGUAUUUACUGAUGUAACAUUUUAAGUCAUAUAAUGGCAGGUAUGAUAUUUAUUUAUAAAUCUGACAAAAAUAUUUCGUAGCCGUUAAUUCAUUAUUUAGAAAAAUAACUGUAAAGAACUACGGAUGCAAUACCUAAAUAUUAUAAUUUCAUAACAAAGUAGAUUGUAUAACCUUAUUUUGUGGUUCGUAUGAUUUUUUUGGCAAAAUAUCAAACGAACCACACUUUAUGGUGACUCAGUAUUGGUGUAAAGUAUCUUAAUUUAUGAUAUUGUAACUGAUGAAAAAGAAGGUACCUAAUAAUUGUCAAGAAAUAAUAUGCAUUUAUAAAUUGUUAAUCAACAAAUUGAAUAGCCGUUUUCAAAUUGUAUUUGUUCAUAUUUAUAUUUUGUAUAUUUAAGUAGGUAGUGUAUGUAUACUGACGCACUGAUAAACAUUUUGGACGUACAUAAUUAUAUACACGACCAAUUUGCUAAUUUGUAUUUGUUUUCUUUUGCUAAGCGUAAGGUGGGUUAGACGAACGUAGUUUAUUUUGCUCGAGGCAAGACAAACAGUAUGAGGAUUCCAUACAAUUGUUUGUCUUGCCCCGGUGAUAGUCUUACCCCACCUACUUACCUUUAGUCUUACCUUAUUUAGCAUGUAAAUAGCAAAGACUUGCAUGCUUUUUAAUAUUUGUGUAUGAAUGUGUAGAUAUAUGAAACUAGUACCUAGUGAAACUAAUGCAGAGCUGCUAAAGUAAUUGAUUGUUAACCUGUUUCUAUUGUGGAUCAAUUUAGUAACAGGGUUCAACAUUUUAGUGAAAACUCACUUAAAAUUAUUCCAAUGCUUGUUUAUUCAAAGAGUAGUUUAAGGUAUAUAUCUGUUAGUAAAAUCAGCUUCGCUAAGAUGCGAUGUCAAAUUUUUGUGAUUUAAGUUUAAAAUAGGCCUUAAAAUAUCUUAAGUUCAAGCUGUAUAAUAUAUUAAGUAUUUAUUUCAAUCUUAUUCUUUGAGUAACCACCAUUGCACCUUUUUUUGUGAUAUAACUAAUAUAAUUUAAAGAUCCUGCGUUUAGGCAAUUGAAUUAUUUUAGUCAAACAUUAUUUAUGAAUUUAAAGAUUCAAUACUUAGUAAGUUAAUAUUACUUUACUCGUCGUCCUAACUAAAGCGACUACGCGAUGAUGAUGCGUGAUGAUGCAAGCAACGCGCCAUUUGAUUUAGUCUCGAAUGAUCGUAUUAACUAAUCUGCAAGGUUUGUUCAAAGCACGCGUUUUUGAUAAUAAUAUAAUUAAAAUAAUAUAGCUCUAUGUAAAAACGAAUAAUAUCACUAUAUGUUUCCUUUGUCACUUUAAUGAUUAGAUCACAAAAUAUCACUAUUAAAAAGGUGUUAGAGUCAAAUCAAAAUAUAUUGCAAGCGGUGCAAGAAAACGUCAUAAUUUCAUAGAAGUUUGACGUUUAAAAUAACACGUUCACCGUCUGGGCUAUCAAAAUCGCUGCCAACUUAUCUUGGUCUGACUCUAUGCAUUGAUUCAUAAUGAAUCCUCUAAAUCAUAUAUUACCGGGAAUAUAACCUUAAAAUUGCGAUGUACUGUUUACGCACUUCAUGCCUUCCUCAGAUGUACCCACGUGGUUCUACAGUCCUUCGAAGUGCGUUAAUCGCCCUUCCUCAGAUGUACCCACGUGGCUCUAGAGUCGUUCUAAGUGCGUUAAUUGUACUUCCUCAGAUGUACCCAAGUGGUUCUAGAGUCGUUCUAAGUGCGUUAAUUGUACUUCCUCAGAUGUACCCAAGUGGUUCUACAGUCCUUCUGAGUGCGUUAAUCGCACAUCCUCUAGUGUACUUCUAAACUAACUUUGCGUCGUGAAUAGAACAACGUUAGGAGAAUAAACGUCAUAAUUUCAGAGAAAUUGAUAUCAAUCAUGACAUGGUCACAAUUUGUCAUUGCAUUGCCAUGCAGAGUUAUCUUGGGUCGACUCUAGCAUGGUGGGAUAUUUAAAGAAGGGAACGAUAAAAAAACAUUAUUUAUUUGUAUAAAUGAGUAACUAUAGAUUUACUUUUCAUGUUCUUUUGUCGUUUUGUUAUCGUGUAGAUUUUUAUCGGUAACUGGUUAAAGUUAGCUAAAUGAAGAAUACUUAUUCAAUGAAAGAAAUAAUAUGUCUAUUUUGAUAACUGUUUUAAAUUACAUACUCUUUUAUACGAAUUGCCUAGGUAGUUAGGUACAGGUUACGGUUUAAAAAUUGGAUUUUUUAUGCUAAUUAUGGUUCCUUAUCCAAAAUAACUGUUUGUGGAUUAUUAAAAACGAGGUACCUAGCAAGAUUAUAGGUAUGUCGAAGAGUCUUCUUGCCGUUAUUUUUCCGGAUUGCGGCGUAAUUAGGCCAUAUAAUAUUCUCUGUGAUUUCAUUUAGUCGUUAAGUAUAAGAUAAUUAAUGUUAUUACUAACUUAUUUCAGUCAAUGAUCACAGAGGCGUAAUGUCAUUGAAACUUGCCUACUUUGUAACCGUCAAUAGUUUACUAAGAAACAACAGGGUUGUAAAAUAUAAAAUAAAUGUACAUUUACCAAAAUAAA
Cydia pomonella (codling moth) is the source of this 4116-nucleotide messenger RNA. Its product is annotated as cAMP-dependent protein kinase catalytic subunit 3-like. The record is from RefSeq and is a predicted model, not a curated record. Gene Ontology annotation, biological process: protein phosphorylation. The transcript is spliced from 7 exons. Gene Ontology annotation, molecular function: protein serine/threonine kinase activity; ATP binding. The coding region runs from base 323 to 1408 and encodes 361 amino acids. NCBI's taxonomy places the organism in Eukaryota, Metazoa, Arthropoda, Insecta, Lepidoptera, Tortricidae.